Messenger RNA from Ananas comosus (pineapple), 349 nucleotides. RefSeq lists its product as uncharacterized. NCBI's taxonomy places the organism in Eukaryota, Viridiplantae, Streptophyta, Magnoliopsida, Poales, Bromeliaceae. The record is from RefSeq and is a predicted model, not a curated record. The transcript is spliced from 2 exons. Gene Ontology annotation, biological process: mitochondrial respiratory chain complex III assembly. Gene Ontology annotation, cellular component: mitochondrion. Bases 50 to 292 code for a protein of 80 amino acids.
AAAAAAAAGAAGAGGAGAAAGAGAGGGAGGAGUUGGGAAGGGGUAAUAAAUGAACAACAGUGGUAGUAGUGGCGUGGUGAAGAAGAAGAGGUUCGGGGGAGGGCGACCUCCGACGGGAACCCCCUCGCUCGCGUGGUCCUCCGUCGUCGUCGUCGUCUCCCUCCUCUCCGGCGCGUCCCUCGUCCACCGCAUCUAUAACCCCGAUCUCACGAUUCCUCCUGCGGAAAGCGCCGCUGGUUCUGGUGGGAUCACGAAGGAGGAGGAGGAGGAGGAGGCCGUAGCGAAACCCUAGUUUCGAUCUGCGUGCGAUCUUGUGGUUGUGUGUUGUCAGAAGAAGUGGCGCCGGUGU